Messenger RNA from Exophiala viscosa, 1844 nucleotides. RefSeq lists its product as uncharacterized. The record is from RefSeq and is a predicted model, not a curated record. Bases 245 to 1438 code for a protein of 397 amino acids. The transcript has 4 exons. Lineage: Eukaryota; Fungi; Ascomycota; Eurotiomycetes; Chaetothyriales; Herpotrichiellaceae.
CGUGUCGGUUUCUCUUGUUGCAUGGCUUCGCCCUAACCUUGGUAGGACCGCAGGCAGUGCGUGACAAAGGUGGACUAGCGUACGAUGUUUUCCAGAAAGGAAUGCGGUGCCUGCGGCGGCACUGUUUUCUUUUGUUCCACCACAAGGAUUCUCGUCCAUAUCUGCAGACUCUCCACCGUCCAGCGACAACGUCCACCAGCAGCCAUUGUCCCAGCACAGUCUGUCUUCUGUCAAGUUGAGCAAGAUGGCCAAAGGCAACAAGCGACGAGCUCCGACCAGCCCUGAGGGUCAACCACCUGCAAGAAGACAGAGGGUUGGCACUGGUCAAGGAAACAACAAUAACCAGGCUGUUGCACCUGGUAGAGCUUCCGCCACUGGACAGGGGCUCACGACAGAUCUGUUAAACAAUGGCAAUCAGGCUGCCCAACCCAGAGCACCUCCUGCCCCAGCCCAACGUGCUUUGCGUGGACCACUGCCGGUCGACAGACGAGCAGCAUAUCCUCCAAGGCCGGCACCAACCCCAGUACCACGGACCGAAGCUGAGAUAGAAGAGCGCAUAACAGCGCUCAGGAAUCAGCUUCGAUACCCGCAUGCAAUUGCGAGAUUGAUGCUUGUGGGAUUUCUGAGUGGUGCAGGUUGGGACGUCAACCGGGCUGCGGCAGUCUUCUGGGAGGGUCACAAUCGAUACAGUCAUCUGAAUCUUCCUCUCCUUGGGGCUCCAACCCAGAGCAAUCAACCUGCUCCUCAAGCUCCCAUCAUCCACCGCGCUCAACGAAGUGGCGGCCAGGUACGCCGAGGGGAUAGCGUUGAACAAGGAAGGCUCCGCCUCCUUGUUGAUGUGCAAAUGGGCCUGAGAAACAGCAUCUUUGACAAUCGGCCAAGGCUACGCACAACCAACGCCAACAUGACCCUGCUGUGCCAUGAGCAAAUGUGGGACAAUGACGAGAUCACCAAGGUGGUGAACGGUCUCAACGGCGACUACAAAAAGCUGAGCGAGCGUCUUGACCGCCUGCGCCCCCAGACAGGUCACCAACCUUCCCGUGAUGAAAGAUUGGCUCUAUUCAUCUCCAUCACCUCCACGAACAGUUGGUACUCGGCAAGAGCACUCCUUGAGAGCCGAAACUGGGAUCUUGCCCUUGCCAUUGACCAAUGGAUUCGGCAGGGCGGUAUCCGAGUCGUUGACCCACCAACAAACAUCAAGGAGGAUCUGCAGCGCAAAGGGAAGAGGUCAUGGAAUGCCAACAAGCCUCGGGAGAUCAUCAACGGCGAGUUCGACGAUGAUGACAAUGAGGAAGAACCUCUGGGGCCCCCUGACAAGAAAAUCGAGGGAGGCGACUCUGGGCCUUUCAAGGGACGACCUUCCAGCAGCACCACAAACCGAGUGCAACGAACUGGCUUUGUGAUCGAUGACGACCAGAAACGGUCGCUACGGCGUUGAACACUUUGACGGUGCCGACCCUAACGAUGAUCAACGGGGCGUGCGCUCGAGAUUCAGCUGGAACGACGGUGAUACCCAGCCGGAGUUCGACUGGAACAAUCGUACACACACCUCGUUCCUCAGCAAGUGGAGAUCCGAUCGUCUCCUGAAGAUCACCGGGGAAAAGAAGCGACUUGAGGUCCGGACACCCUUCAACAAGUACGAGCGGGACUGGCUUCGGGAGCAGGAGGCGAUCAGGACAGAAGAGCGGUUCUACGAGCUUGCACAACAAGAUCGCUUCCAGAGCGGCAUCACCAAUCAACAGGCCUGGAAUGAGACACUGAGGAAAGCCCCCUUUGACGGACGUCCUUACCCAAUGCCGGCGGCAGAGCUUGAUGCCCUGGCAGCGCGCUUCAACCAGCAAUUU